AUGAGUUUCGGCCUGGUGGAGUUGUUAACUCGCGUGAAUACCAUACCUUUAGAUCUAAUAAAAUGGUUGUUUAAGACCCGUGAGAACCCUUCGGGAGGAUUAGACCUACCUUUGGACUCGCGUGUGUUGGCGAUGUCCGUGUUCGGCGACUACUUCGACUCAGCCAAGAAACGGCCGCCCAUGAACGAACGAUGCGUCACCAUGUACCUCUCAAACCCGCUUUGGGCCGAACGAUACGCGGAGAAGCUAAGCCAGGAACUGGCUGCGGAAGUCGAGGUGUUCAAAACUGGUCUGGACCUAGAUCUUGCCUUGGACCUGAAAAGGGACCUGAAAAGGGACCUGAAAAGGGACCUGAACGAGGACAUGGAAGACGCUACUGACGGUGAAGCCCCUAAGGGACAAGCCACUGACGGUGAAGCCAUUAAGGGACAAGCCACUGACGGCGAAGCCCCUAAGGGACAAUCCACUGAGAGUCCUUGGAUUUCAUUGGUAUCGGCUCCCGAGGAAAUAGCUGAGAUGACGGAACAGCAGCUGGAAUGUUUAUUGUAUUUGGGCCGGGCUCCGAACAGAAUACCCCUGGGUCAGGUGUACGGCCGGGUCUACUCCAGUUUUGGGCGUCCUCUAAUUAAUGACAUUGCACAGGCCUUUUGGGGCGGGAAGACGAUAGUGAAGACGCAGUGUGACGACGGAAGUCCGUUGUACGUUAGCUGCAACCAACUGGGACUCGGAACUGGCGGCUUCGCCCACGUUACGCUGGGCUACAGUCCCACCAAUCCCUUCAUGGGCGUAUAUCCCCCCGAGGUGAUCGACACCGACCAAUGGCUUUGGAUCGACUACACCGAGGAUUUCGGGAAGCUCUGCCCGCCGAAAAUUCCGAGACAUUACAUGAGCACCAACACCACCCUUCCCGACAUGCUUUCCAGCCGCGCUAUGCCGCCCAACAUGAUGCCACCAGGUUUUCUGGCGCCGAAAAGGUUCGUGGGCUCACCCAAAAAGGGAAUGCUGGUCCCAGCCCAUCUCUCGGCCGGGAUUUUUGACAACGCGUGGCCUGGUAGGCUGGUGGUGGACCAGGGACGUUGGAUCGGAAGAGAUCGCGAAAUGGGCACUGAUAUAUAUUUAUUCAAAUCCAUGCUCGUCUUCCCCGAAGGGUUGCGACCCGUGCUCUGGUUCAACCUCAAAUGCGCCGACUUGCUUGACAUCCCCAACAUCAAAUACAGAAACGAGUCGCCGGAAUGA
Molecule: messenger RNA, 1236 nt
Organism: Gregarina niphandrodes
Lineage: Eukaryota; Apicomplexa; Conoidasida; Eugregarinorida; Gregarinidae
Exons: 1
Coding region: 1-1236 (411 amino acids)
Source: RefSeq, a predicted model, not a curated record